Ambispora leptoticha is the source of this 210-nucleotide messenger RNA. The record is from the annotation of a GenBank genome assembly. Lineage: Eukaryota; Fungi; Glomeromycota; Glomeromycetes; Archaeosporales; Ambisporaceae.
AUGGACAAUAUUAACGAAAGACAAGAAGACCCACUCGGUCCCAAUUAUGAUAGGACCCAAGUUGCCAGCCAAGCAGUAUGGAAUAUUUAUAAAUGCCUAAGACAUUCAUCGCAACUAAAUAAAAAACAAGCUGAAUCUUUAUCAGCGCUAAAAUUUUUCUUAGGCGAUGAACCACGAUCACAAAAUAACGAUAAUGAUACAGGCAGUUGA